AUGACAAACAAUACGUGGGAUUAUAUAAUGUAUCAAUAUCAUUUUGAGAACAAUAAUAACAAUAACAACAACAAUGAAUUAAAUAAUUUUCGUAAUGAACAAUGUCGUUUUUCAUUUAUGUUUAUAGUAUUUUCUUUUAUUGCAUUAACCAUCACGAUAUGGAUGUUUACAUUGGCUAAUACAAAUAUGUCAAAAAAAUAUUUGGCACCCUAUUUAAUUAUUGGAUGUUUAAGUCUUCUAUUAUUUUGUAUAUUUUUUUGGGGUACACUUGUUUACUUGUUUAAAGUGUUAAAAACAAGUAAUAAUGAACAACAACAACAAAAACAAACAAAGAAAGUUCUAAAUGUUCAUUUUUCUGAUAGUCAAUCAAUAUUUCAAUCUCGAACGAUUAAUAAUGAUAAUCAUAAAACAUUUGAUGAUAAAAUAUUACAUUUUAUGACACACAGUGACGUCUAA
Molecule: messenger RNA, 456 nt
Organism: Didymodactylos carnosus
Lineage: Eukaryota; Metazoa; Rotifera; Eurotatoria; Philodinida; Philodinidae
Source: the annotation of a GenBank genome assembly